AUGCCGCAAGACAGCCAGGCCAUACCAGAAGGAUACUUUCAAGCGGGGGAGGCGGUGGUCUACCACAGCCGCACCUACGACACGCCGCCUGCCUAUGCAGAAGUCGCUGCAGAAUGGCUUAGGCAGUGGCACUUCGCAGGCCUAGGAGGCUUCCCCUUAUUGCAGCAGUCUUUGUGGAGAAAGGGAGGGCUCAUGAUCAUGAUACUUGCGGCGCUCAUUGCCCCCAACCAUUGGCAAUGCCAUGCUGUGAUGCCACCCAUGACCCCGACCGCCCUGGCAAAGCCACCCGCUGUGCCCGCCAGUGAAGUCCUCGACAGCGUGGAGGCGGAGAGCGUUUCGCGGAAGCACCGGGGAAACGUUCUGACCGAGCUGCCUUCACCCCUGCAUGUGGAGAAUGCGGAGAGAUGGCAUUCCGAAGCCGGCGGCGAUGGUAUUCUUUACUCUGCGGCUCGGCAGGGUCGGCCCAGUUCCUCCCCGUUGCAGGACUCUCAAGGAGGCAAGGUGAAGACCGGCACGGAGACCAGAAGACAGCACGAGGGUGCCUUGGCUGCCUUGGCUGGUGGAGCAGGCCUUGAACGUUUCAACGUUGGAGACAAGGUGUUUCCUGGCGUUCUCACUCAGUUCUACGAGAGCAAGACGCAUGGCCGAAAGAUUGUGGCCACGGUGGAGAGAGUCACAGAUGAUGGUUUUUACGACCUGAAGGACGUCAAGAAGUCAGCGCAUCCUUCCUACAUCUCGCGAUUUGUAGAGCAGCCAAGCCCUGCCACUGCUCCGGUGGAGCCAAGUCCUGCUGCUGCUCCCCCGGCUCCUCCGCCGCGCGUUCUGCCACCAAUUCUCCCCAGUGACCAAGAGGACCUGCUCCCCCGGCAAGUUACCCGCGUGGUGCUGCCUCUGCAGAAAGCCUACUCGGGCAAUGAUGGCUUUGCUGCGACAGACUGCAGUGGCGCCACGCCGAUUGGCUUCAGCACCCCCGCCACUGCCAUAGGCCCUCUGGGAUUCUCCACUCCGUCGAGAUAUGGCGAGGAUGACGCGACAAAAGCAGUUAAAGUCUUGGAAAGGCCGGGGUCAUUCGCCUUGAUCAGACAAUAUCUCAUCGGAGAGGGGGCGCGGGAGCUGCGGGUGGGCCCCGGUGGCUUUAACCCGCGCGUGAUCCAGAUCCGGACCCAGCUGGUCCAGCAGCUGGGUCUUCCCAGCCACGCGCAGAUCCAGGAGAUGUCUGGCUUCAAGGGCGGCCUGAACCAGGGCAUCUGGCUGGUCAACGGGGGGACCGAGCUGGUCUUGAAGCAAGUGAGGACACAUUGCUUUUCCUUGAGUCACUUGUGUGGGUCUGCCGACGUCUUUGUGCUGCCACUACCGCAGAACGAACUGAUCGUCCAGGAUCCAGCGGUUGCCUUCCCGGUGCUGCUCGGCGUGGAGAAGAUCUUCAGCUGCGUAGGCGCGGCCUGUGCCAUCAUGGUCUUCCCGGAAUCCUUCGCCCCAGGCGACGACCGGCGGCCAGUGAGCGACUUGAUCGUCAUGAAGAAGAGCCGGGGUGAAAGGCUGUGCGAGUACGUGGCGACCAAGUUCUACGCGAACCAGGUGCCACAGCUGUGCAUAGCCAUGGAGGCGGUUGGUCGGACCCUGCACACCUUCCACGACCGCUACGGCCACCAGCAGCACGGUGACUUCCAGCCCUCCAAUAUCUACUAUGACGAGAGCACGAACUCCGUGUCCUUCAUUGAUGUCGGGGGAAUGGGAGUCCCGACCACUGGCAACGACCUCGAGCACUUCCACCAGUGCAUGCGGUCGAUGACCAUUGGGUAUGACCCACAGCUUCACGUGGAUCUACUCAGCUCCUUCAGCAAGGGCUACCAGUCCUCGCCCCUGCAUCAGGCUGGUCGGGCCGGCAGGGAUCAUCUUGAUUUGGGGCCUCUAGGACACAAGACACAGCCUUCUUAA
Molecule: messenger RNA, 1938 nt
Organism: Symbiodinium natans
Lineage: Eukaryota; Dinophyceae; Suessiales; Symbiodiniaceae
Source: the annotation of a GenBank genome assembly